AUGUUCGACAAAAUUACAUUUUUUUCUUUUCUUUUUAAUUUAUUAAAUAUUGCUUUUUAUUUUAGUUUAUCAAAGGGUGAAAUAUGUUCAACAGCGACUUGGUCAAAAGACGGAAUAACAGUUGCAGGCGGAAAAGAUUAUGGAGAUAAACUUGACCAAUUAGCUCAUCCUUAUGGAAUAUUUCUUGAUGAUAAUGAUGAUGAUACGAUUUAUAUUGCAGAUCAUGAUAAUGAUCGAAUUGUUAUGUGGAAACAAAAUGCAACAAUUGGUCAAUGGGUUGCGGGUGUAAAAGAUAAAGAUACUACUGAAAAAUUUUCAUUAUUUAUGCCAGAAGAUAUGGUGGUAGAUAAAAAUGGCACAAUUUAUAUCACUGAUAGUGGAAAUCAUCGUGUUGUUCGUUGGUAUCGAGGUGAAGAUGAUGGUGAAGUUCUUAUUGAUAAUAUUCAAUCUUAUGGAAUCGGACAAGAUAAUCAAGGAUUUAUUUAUGUAUCAGAAUAUGCUGAUGGAAAAACAACAAAAUGGAAUUUUAAUGAUAAUGAAUUCGGUGGAGAAAUUGUUGCAAUUGUUAAAAUAAUUGAAGGAAAUGAUGAACCCAUUCUUGUUGCUGGACAAUCAGAUAAAUCAGGUGAUGAUUUCGAUAAAUUUGACGAACCAUCCGGUGUUUAUGUUGAUGAACAAGAAACAAUUUAUGUUGCAGACUCACGAAAUCAUCGAAUUAUGCGUUGGUUGAAAGAUGCUACAAAUGGAACAUUAAUUGCUGGUGGAAAUGGUCAAGGUUCUUCAUCCGAUCAAUUCGAUCUUCCUUCGGAUGUAUCUCUUGAUCGAGAAGGAAAUUUAUAUGUUACUGAUAUGAUAAAUAAUCGCCGAAGUAUUUCUACUCCGCCCUUCAGUUUCUUCUUUGGUCAUUUCAAAACAUUAUGGAAUGUUCCAUCGUCUUAUCGCCAACUUGAAAAUUGGACAAAACAAUAUGGCAAGAUCUAUGGAAUCUAUGAAGGAACUCAUCCUGUUUUAGUUGUUAGUGAUCCUGAUUUUCUUCAAGAAGUCUUUAUUAAACAAUUUUCUGUUUUUCAUGUUCGAAUGAUUACUAUGCUAGAAGAUAUAGGCCACAAUCUCGCUUUUUCAAAUGGUUCAUCCUGGCGUCGUCAACGUCAUGUAAUCAAUCCAUCAUUCACUGCAAUAAAACUCAAGACAAUGAGUCCUCUGAUCAAUGGAGCUAUUAGCGAUGUAAUGGAUAAACUACUAGAGCAUUCAAACAGUGGUGAUGAAUUCAAUAUUUACCUGUAUUACAAACGAUUAACUAUGGAUAUUAUAUGUCGAUGUGCAUUUGGAAUCGAUAUUGAUUUACAACAUAAUCCAAACCAUAUUUAUCUUAAUAAAUUAGAAGGAUUAUUUGAUAACCAUUGUGUUCUGAAAAGUCCUAUAUUCAAAGUGACUCAACUAAUACCUGAAAUUAGAAAUAUCCUCGGUCGAUUAUACGUUGUUCAUAAUACUGUACGAAAGUAUAUUAAUACAAAAGUUUUACCAUUAAUAUCAUCAACAAAACAGUUAGAUGAAUCAGCAUAUAUGUGGCUGCAGAAUCGGCUACAUACAAUUGUCGAGCAACGCCAAGAAACACCUAUAUCAAGAAAGGAUCUUCUUCAACUUAUGUUACAAGUAAUGACCAAAGAACCAAUUCAGGAUACGACGGAAGAUGAUUCUAAAACAAACUAUCGGCUAUCAAAAGAUGAAGUGGUAGGUAAUACUCUAAUUUUCAUGGCAGCAGGAUAUGAAACAACAUCAACUGCUUUGGCUUAUGCUACAUAUGUACUAGCCAAAUAUCCAGAUGUUCUUAAAAAACUUCAAGAUGAAAUUGAUCAACUUCCAAUAGACAACGAUGAUACUACCAAUGACGAAAAAAUAAAAGAAUAUCCUGAUUAUGAUACUGUUACACAUUUAUCGUAUAUGGAUAUGUUUAUUUCAGAAGUAUUGAGAAUGUAUCCAAUUACUAAUAUAGCUAUUCAACGAUGUGCUAUGGGAAAUACAGUUGUCCAAGGAAUUGACAUUGAAAAAGGUACUUCUGUGUAUCCUGAUAUUUAUUCGAUUCAUUAUGAUCGUGAAUUGUGGGGUCCUGAUGAUCCAUAUAUUUUUCUGCCAGAACGUCACAAAAUAAAACGUCAUCCAAUGGCGUUUAUGGCAUUUGGAGCAGGUCCACGAAAUUGUAUCGGUAUGCGUUUUGCAUUGAUCGAAAUGAAAAUGUUAUUGACAAGACUUCUUCGAGAAUAUACGAUUCUUCCAGGUGAACAUCUUGAAAAUAAUUUCAACAUCCAUGAAGAAUUACUAAUGGUACCAGAAGCAAUCUGGAUCAAAUUACUCAAAAGAGAACCAUAA
Messenger RNA from Adineta steineri, 2367 nucleotides. Lineage: Eukaryota; Metazoa; Rotifera; Eurotatoria; Adinetida; Adinetidae. The record is from the annotation of a GenBank genome assembly.